Messenger RNA from Dendrobium catenatum, 2084 nucleotides. RefSeq names its product 3-hydroxy-3-methylglutaryl-coenzyme A reductase 3. Gene Ontology annotation, cellular component: endoplasmic reticulum membrane; peroxisomal membrane. The transcript has 5 exons. Gene Ontology annotation, molecular function: hydroxymethylglutaryl-CoA reductase (NADPH) activity. Bases 129 to 2084 code for a protein of 651 amino acids. Gene Ontology annotation, biological process: isoprenoid biosynthetic process; coenzyme A metabolic process; sterol biosynthetic process. The record is from RefSeq and is a predicted model, not a curated record. Lineage: Eukaryota; Viridiplantae; Streptophyta; Magnoliopsida; Asparagales; Orchidaceae.
GUUUUCUUCGGCGCUCACAGCGAAAGAAUCAGGAGGCGGGUGUGUAGCGGUUCAUAUUCUUCCCUCUUUUCUCUUGCUCCGCGGUCUACUCCUUCACAUUCCUUUUCACUUUUAUCCCCACACUCAACAUGGAGACCCGCCGGAGAUUCCCUCCUCCAUCCUGCACCUCGCCCUCCCCCGCCUCCACUCUCCGCUCCCUUCCGGCGGCGCCUCGCUCUUCCGGCGACCGCAUUCAAGCCUCCGACGCCCUUCCAAUCCCUAUCCGCCACACCAACCUCCUCUUCUCCCUCUUAUUCGUCUGCUCCAUUGUCUUUCUCAUGCGCCGCUGGCGUGACAAGGUCCGGGAAUCGAUCCCUCUCCACGCCGUCGAUCUCUCUGAGCUCGUCUCCAUCAUUUCCGUCGUCGCAUCCCUCAUCUACCUCAUCAGCUUUUUCGGCAUCGCUAUCGUUCAAUCUAUCGUCUCCUCUCACGAAGACGAGGUCGACGAUUUCCUACCCGAUAGCAAAAUGACUCCCAGUCCAGCCCCUUCGUCUGAUCUGGCUUCGCCGGUGCUCGCAGGCCUCGAAGAUGAGGAUAUUAUUGCGGCUGUUGUUGCCGGCAAGACGCCAUCCUAUGCGCUGGAGUCAGCGAUUGGAGACUGCCACCGCGCUGCUGAGAUCAGGCGAGAGGCAAUAAGAAGGAUCUCCGGAAGGGGCUUGGAUGGGCUUCCUCUUGAGGGGUUUGAUUACGGGUCGAUUCUUGGGCAGUGCUGCGAGAUGCCUGUGGGAUAUGUUCAGCUUCCUGUGGGUAUUGCUGGGCCGUUAAUACUUGAUGGAAGAGAGCACUAUUUGCCGAUGGCGACAACUGAGGGGUGCCUCGUGGCGAGCACUAACAGGGGGUGCAAGGCGAUCGCGGAGUCAGGCGGCGCAGCCAGCGUGGUGCUUAGGGAUGCAAUGACAAGGGCGCCGGUGGUGAGGUUUUUGACUGCAGCGAGGGCCGCUGAGCUCAAGUUCUUCUUGGAGGAGCCUACUAAUUUCGAUAACCUUUCCGUCAUUUUCAACAGAUCAAGUAGAUUUGCAAGACUUCAAGAUAUCCAAUGUGCACUUGUAGGGAGAAAUCUCUACAUGAGAUUUUGCUGCACCACUGGAGAUGCAAUGGGGAUGAACAUGGUCUCUAAAGGUGUGCAAAAUGUCUUGGACUACAUUCAAAAUGAUUUUCCGGACAUGGAUGUUAUCAGACAUUCGUCUGUUGAUUGUCGUCCUGCUCAAGCUGCCCCGUCUAACCCUGUGCCUGAUUCGGUUUUGAACUGUGCUGUUGUUGAGGCUUUUACGCCUGAUUUGGUGUUAAGCGCUUUGCCUGAUGUUGCUGGCACUUAUGCAGAUGCUCUAGUUGUUGGCCAGUCUUUUGCUUUGGUUGGAAUUUUCUCCGGUGGGCUGCCUAUUUCUAAUGUUGUGCCGCUGGAUCCCGUGGUGGAUGAGUCUGUUCCGGCCAUCCAUGGCCAGCGGGUAUGUGUUUCUGAGCCUAAGGGUGGUAAUUGUGUCGUUAACCUGCAACCUAUUGUGUCGUGCGCUACUUCUGUGCCUACCAUGUGUGGCUUGGUUUCGACUGAGGUUCCUUGUGUGCUUGCCGAGGUUUUAGAUUCCUCUAUUUCCCCUUCUAAGAGUAAUUCGUCUGUUUUUCCUGCGGGUGAGGUCUCUGCUCGUUUGGUUGCCCCUCCUGCUUCUUCCCCUGUGACGCCUACUGUUACUGCUUCUGGUCCUUUGGUUGAUGUUCCUGUUAAUUUAAUAGCCCCUGAGGCUUUGCAUUAUCAUGUGGGUGACAAUUCGGGGGUGGAUGUGAGAUUGCAAAUUGACUGGCUUCAAUGUUCAUCCGAUUCUUCUUUUGAGUCUAGUGGGGAUGAAGAACCUGGAAGUGAUUUUGCCUUGCAGCAUGACAGACCUGUUGUUUGUAUCGCUCUCGUGAUAGGGGCAGACGUGGUUGGAAAUAACUUUGGCUUGGUGUGGUUGUUUUGGAUCAUUGGUCGGUUUCAUUCCUGGUUGGUUCGUGCCUGGUGGUGCUGUUUGGUUGGUUUGGUUUGGUUGGUGGUCGGUUUCAUUCCUGGUUAG